Bombus pascuorum is the source of this 7752-nucleotide messenger RNA. RefSeq names its product tubby-related protein 4 (gene Tusp). Gene Ontology annotation, molecular function: protein binding. Lineage: Eukaryota; Metazoa; Arthropoda; Insecta; Hymenoptera; Apidae. The record is from RefSeq and is a predicted model, not a curated record. The transcript has 16 exons. Bases 779 to 4837 code for a protein of 1352 amino acids.
AAAACGCGGUGCGGCGAUGCCUCGUGCGCGGCAGCUUCGGCUGAGCUUUCAGUCGGACGUUCGGCCGCGUUGAAAGCUCACGAAGUUCGUUUGCUGGUUGUUGUUUGAUUGUUCGUUCGCUUGCUCACGCGCAUCUUGCUGCGUUACAUCGGAUCGUCGUCGUCGUCGUCGUCGUCGUCGUCGUCGUCGUCGUCGUCAUCGCCGUCGUCGUCGUCGUCGUCGUCGUCGUCGUCGUCGCCGUUGCGAGGCUACGUGGUGGUGGACUUACAGCUAGUGGGAAAAUGGCGACCGUGAUGCGAUAUAAAUGACUUUGGACGAAAACUCAAUCGUAUAAGCCUGGCGUGAUUCAUUUGAAACAUGGGGACCAUGGAGUUCUCGGAAGACUAAAUGGUUAUCGAACGAGAUGAUUUCGAACGAAAAUAUUGCCCGUGUCUAGGACACUCGUUUAAUUUUUCAUGAAAACUCAUCCUUCCCUUAUAGAGAUUUUUCGAGAGAGUUGAAAGAAAAAAAGCCGAUAGUCCUGACUGAUAUAAUUUAAUCAAUAUGGAAAAACUUCACAGUUUGGUCGCGUACUUGCUGGAGAACGUGUGACGGAUUUAGACUGGAAUUCGAUUGUCAACCAACAAUCGACCCGAGCUUGAGGAUGGAUAUCUGUAGAAUGGACUAAUGGUAUUAAAUGCUCGCAUGAGGUGUUCUUCAUUUCUUAGCUGAGUGACGAUUGCAUUGAUCGAUGCCUGCUUCGAUGGCUUGAUAAAUUUUCACAACUGUUAACGCGAUAAUGCAUUUGUACUUUGAAAAGAAUAACAAUGCCAAGUGCGAUUGUAACAUCUUGUCGCUCAGCUGGAUGGGCAAGGUGCCGGACGAGUCACCGGAGGACGACGGAUGGAAACUGGACCGUACAAAUUACUACCAGGAAGGAUGGCUGGCCACUGGUAAUGCUCGUGGUCUGGUGGGAGUGACUUUUACUACGUCCCAUUGUCGAACGAGAGCCACAGAACUUCCGCUAAGGGCAAAUUACAACCUUCGAGGCCACCGUAGCGAGGUAAUAUUAGUGAAAUGGAACGAGCCAUAUCAAAAGUUAGCCUCGUGUGAUAGUUCCGGCGUGAUCUUCGUGUGGAUCAAGUACGAGGGAAGAUGGAGCAUAGAACUAAUCAACGAUAGAAGCACCCCAGUUACUCAUUUCUCUUGGUCUCACGACGGACGAAUGGCUCUUAUAUGCUACAGGGAUGGAUUCGUGUUGGUUGGCAGCGUCGCUGGUCAAAGGUAUUGGUCAUCAAUGUUGAACGACAAAGCUACCAUCACCUGUGGUAUUUGGACGCCUGACGAUCAACAGGUAUAUUUUGGGACAACGGCUGGACAAUUAAUAGUAAUGGAUGUGCACGGAGCAAUGGUGUCCGAAGUACAAUUGGCAGCUGGUGUCACCUCGAUGGCUUGGAGUGCCGAGAAGUUUACGAUGGAAGAAGGAGAUGACGAUUUAACGAAUGAUAGACCUCAUAAAGACGAUCGAAAUUACGUUCUGGCGGUUUGCCUGGCUGACGGGAGCAUCGUUAUGUUGCGUUCAUUCGACGACGUCUCGCCUAUCACGAUACGUACAAAGCUGAAAGCUCCCUUGCACGCGGAAUGGAGCAAUUCUAGAAAAUUGUUGGCAAUCGCGGGAACGAAGGAUACGGAUAACGGUCAGAAUAGCCCGCACGAAUACACGAAUCUCUUAAAGUUUUAUUCAGUGGCCGGUACCCUUGUGUACACCGCUGCGAUACCAUACACGCAGUGUGCAGUAUCGGCGCUCACAUGGGGUCAUAACGAUAGAAGACUUUUCGUUGCGACCGGGGCACGCGUUCACGCAGCAUGGGUGUCAAGACGAGUAGGUUCUCUGCAAUUGCUGUCUCGUUUAGCUGUAAGAGCAUCUUUGACAAGAGAAUCGAAUGUUCAGCAACUUCCAUUGCCACCGAGAUUAAGAGCAUCAGUGGCUGCUCUCUUCGCCAGCACAAUAAGAUGUUCCGUGCCAGAACCAAAGGAAUUAAGACGUUUUGUGUCGCGUCCACCUCCAGGGGGUGGAAGAUUACAUUGCACCAUGCUCAGACACGCCGUGGUACCGGUACCAUGUUAUACGCUAUAUUUAGAGUAUCUAGGUGGUCUAGUGCCUCUUCUAAAGGGCAGAAGGACAAGCAAGAUCAGGCCAGAAUUCGUGAUAUUCGAUCCACAAAAUCAAGAUACUCUUCAAGUCGUGGAAGACACGUCACAGUGUCCGUCGUUUAGUGAUGGUUCCGAUACAGAGAAAGACACGGCCGACCUGUGUGGAUCACCCAGGAACAAAAGAAAAAGCAGGAGAAAAAAAGAAGAAAAAUCUAACGAAGAAACUGACGAUCUUAUCUACGUGGAUACCUUACCCGAGCACGCGAGGUUGGUCGAAGUAACGUCCAAUAUUUGGGGCACGAAAUUCAAGUUUCAUGGUCUGGCGGAUUCGGUGCCCGCCAACUUGGGUCAAGUUACUUAUCGAACGUCGUUGCUCCAUCUACAACCACGACAAAUGACUUUGGUGAUGACGGAGCUGCGAGAUGACGUGCCUGCAGGCCCAGAUCCAACAUUCAACCCGAAUUUGUUCUCCGAAGACGAAGAAGAAUCGUUCCAGGAAUUUCAAGCUGCCUCGAGAAACACGUCCGAAGCGCAGCCUCCUCCGAUCGCACCAAUGACGCCCCGAAACACGCGACUUAAUUCCAAUCGCCCAAAAUCACAAAUUUCCAAUCAGUUUAUGACCAACGAGUCUUUACCAACAGCUUUGUCCAGGGUUGACAAUUUCGAAAACGAGUUACCUUAUGUGGACUUACAAGAAAUGGGCAAUCUGUACGAGAACUUAAGAACUGCGCCCACAAACACUUAUCGAACUCCACCCAGGCACAAUCCACCGAGAUGUUGCGACGUACCGGCUCUUCAAUCUCCGAAAAAUGCGGUCGCGCCCACGCAGACUAUAAUCGCAACGUCGAACCCGGGUACCGAUUACUCGAAUAACAUUCAGAGGAUGAAAACCGCCCUUGCCGAUCAGCCAGGACUCGUCUCGAAGAAGGAGCUCGAGAAUAACAAAUUUAAUCAGAUUUCUCAGGACGAUAAAACUGUUUUAACGUCUAACUGUCCAUCGACUAUCAUUCCCAUGCCAAUGCACAAUGGACAGGCCUCGAAUACAGAAGCAUCGAGCAGUCAUUCUCAGGGAGGUGUCAUUGUAAAUGGUCUGAGCACAAACAGCAGCUGUCCUCCUCAGUCGCAAACAAUAUUUCUUAAUGGACUGCACAAUAUCGCAUGUUCGAGUAACGUGAACGAAAUUCAGGGUAAAAAUAACCAUAACGUCAGCAGUUCGACAAACAUUAGUCAAACACCGUAUCAGGCGAACAAUCAACACGGAACGAAUAAUAGUCCUUUCGGCAAGAAUGGUAUACACUUGUCGAGCAAUCAUUCGCCGGCCUGUUCUUAUCAAUUUCCAGAAAACAUCGAUCAAUGUAUCGGACAAUCUUGUUCAUACUGCAUUACGAAAUUAAAAGAUCCCACAAAGUCUCACUCAGAAUCGUGUAGUAAAACAAACGCCAGUCAAUCGAAUACUUGUAAUUCUACGACCGACCGGGUCGAUGAAAUGUGCUUCAUCGACGAAGAGUGUCGCGGCGAAGCAGAAGCGUUCGAUCAGUCGCGUGGAGUUCACAGAACUCAGACGGUUGUCAGUAUCGGUCCACUCUGCGUCAACGACUCUAUAGUCAGAAGUUGCAGUGUCGGUUAUUUGGACAUGGUGGACGCGCAACUGGUCCCUUGCGAUAUCGCCUUAAAAAUGCUUAGAAAAGAGGCACCUAAUAAGAGACUAGUUUUGGUAUCGAGAAAAACCAAGAGGAGAAAAAAGAAUAAAACUCAACAAGAGAUUGGACAGCAAUCUUCAAAAUCGCCGAGACUUCGUAACUGUGGCAAAUCAAAAAGUUUAGACUCUAGUGACAUAUUUCCGCCUAACGAACAAAUAUCAUUGCCACCAAAGUUGCCUGAACACGCUGAAGAGACUGUAGGCGCAACGAAUAUCGAGACUGUCGAAGACAAAAGUAAUAAAUCUUUGGAGAAAUUACCAGAUGCGACAGAGAUGCCUAGGGAGUGUACAGAAUACGUUACAGCCGCCAGUAUAGUUAAUUCUGCUCAAGUUAAAUCUACACGGUUGAAGAGUUGUAAUUCUCCUGCUAGAGUAUCCAGUCCAAGUAGUUCGUUGGCAUCAUCCUUAGACGGUCUUGCAGCUCGACUUCGAGAUUUCGAUGAAAGUCAUUCUUUGCCACCACCGUCACCUCGUCCAUCCACCAGAUUACCCAGAAGUUCGCCCAGUAGUCCAGCGCCUUCGAAGAAAGGUAAAAGACCAGCAUCUGCUUCGCCAAUUAGAAGAAGACUUUUAUCGAGUCCUUUGUUAAGUAGAAAAGCACGAAAAAGUCGAGGCGAGAGUUCAGACGAGGAAGGACUUUUACAAGACGAUUCGUCAACGAAUUACAGAGAUCUCGAAACGUUCCAAAAGGCACAGUUACGACAAAAGUUAAAGCAGAAAGGUGCAGGGAUAUCUGGUAACAAAUCAGAAGCAGUGCGGCGGGAGCUUGUGAUGCACAAUAAAGCACCUAUGUGGAAUGAAUCCAGUCAAGUAUAUCAGCUUGACUUUGGUGGCAGAGUAACUCAAGAAAGUGCUAAAAACUUUCAAAUAGAGUUCAAAGGGCGACAGGUCAUGCAAUUUGGAAGGAUAGAUGGAAACGCCUAUACAUUGGAUUUUCAAUAUCCUUUCAGCGCGUUACAAGCAUUUGCCGUUGCUUUGGCCAAUGUUACACAACGACUCAAAUAAUCGUUGGUUACCGGUAAUUCAUUUGGUACAAGUUCGCGUGUGACAUUGUAAAAGCGAAUUCUAAGAAUAUCGCUUGGAGCGUAUGCUGUAAUUGCAUAAAUUAUUCGUCCAAAUUAAACCAAACGAAGAAACAGAAGAAAAAUAGCGCGAGUGUUAGGAAUGCUAAAAAACUGUAACAAUAUGCUACACAUAGUAAAAAAGAAAAUACAAAAGUCACUUUUAAAUAUAGCUUUUGAACACGUUAUAGAGCCACAUGUCUUUCUAUUAUUAAGACUACUAGUGACGAACUGGAAUAAAUCAUUGAGUAAACGAACAAGCGUUCAAUCACGAUACAGAGAUCCUUUCAUGGACAUCUGAAAGUUGAGGGAAGCUCAUAGCCUUGCAGCGCCCUGUAGCGCGAUAGAAAAGAUAUGAAGAGAAAUUUGGGAAAAAAGAAAAAGAUGAAGGAGAAGAAAAAGGAGAAGUAGAAAAAGAAGAAGAAAAAGGUAAAGGAAAAGCAGAAGAAGGAGAAGGAGAGAAAGAUAGAAACGUAAAACCUCCCGAAGGCCUUACGCGAAAGUCUCUCGAAUCAGCACCUUCAAGUUAAAAUAACACGAUACGUCAGUUCGCAGAAUCUCUUUUUAGCAAAUGUACAAUUGAGAGUGAUUUGAAUUUGAGCGGAACACAAAGAUUUUGUGACAAGGAACCGUGGUAAAAAAGAUAAAAUUUUGUUGAAAUGCUUCUUCGUCGUACCGUCCAAAAUAUUUCGUUUCUCCCAACUUCGAGCGCUGAUUUUUGUAUAGUUUAUGCGACACGUUGAAGUCUAGUGAUGCUGUUGAAAGUUCGUCUCGUUCAUUUUUGCGGUCCGCCGAGUAUAUUCGAAUUUUAUAUACAUAUAUAUAUAUAUAUAUAUAUAUAUAUAGACGGACUCGCAUAACCAUGCGAGUGUUUCAUGUUGUUCGAUUAAAUGUUUCUUAAGGCGUAUUGUAAAAUGAGAAAAGAAAAAGAAAUAAAUAAAAAAGUAACGAUAACGCUAAAUGAUAUAACGUCCGACCUGUGCUCGUUCUCGCCGAAGCAUGGAAGACGAAAAGGGCAAAUUAAAGAAGAAAGAAAAGACCAAUUAAAAGGAUGUAACUAGACAGUGCAAGAGGGAGGGUAUUCCGCCAGUAUGCCAAUGUGUAUACGCAACAAACUAACUGUCGUCUGUACUUAAUCCAUUAUCGUUGUAUUUCAUUCGCCUAAUUAUAAGUAAUGUGAACAAGAAAGAAGGAAGAAAUGAAGAAGGAAAGAAAAAGAGAAAUAUCGAUUUCAGGCCUACACGAAAAACGCUUAAGGAAUAGUUAUUUUUUCGUCGAAUCGAAAUUUCGAGAGUGGGGCGCCUGAAACGAUAGCAAACGAGGAUGCGAGCUGUGUAAUAACACAAUUGUAAUUUUUGUUGCCAUAUUCUUAUAUGUGAUUCAUGCGCGCGUCUAAAACGGCGACACGAAUAUCAAAGUCGUAAAAGCACUUGCUAACGUAAAUACGUAAGACAAAUGAAGCUGUAGAACAACUUGGUUUCUUACAAAACGGUGCGUGUUAUACUGGUUGUAACCCUAUUUUUUGCAGACAUGUAUGUACAUACAAGCAAUUUUAAUAAGGCAGGUUUUUUUUCGACGAUGUUUACAAUUAAUUAUAUUCAGGCCGCCCCGUAUUCACGAGUUAGCGAUAAAUAUACAAAUAUUUAUGCCACGUAUUGACAGUAAUCGUCGGUAUACAUAUAGAACCGCUAAAUCGUACGGUUAAUUUGAUUUUUAGGCAACGCUGUAUGUUGAAUUAUAUUAUCGUCACCAGUAGUAGAUAGCACGUUAUAAAGUACGUGAUGUAUCAUCAACAACAAGUUGGUUUUUCGUUGAUACACUGUUGCAUUUGCACCGUGAAACACAAGACGCUAAUUCAUGGAAUAAAUAACAGCAUGCGUUAGGCUACGCAUAUACAGAGAGCGGUAAGUGGUAAGUGUCAACAUUUUUAUUGGCUUUGCCUUUAUUGUCACAUGCCACUGGUUUUAUCGCUGUAUCGCCUACCGCUUAUCUCUCUCUCUGUACGUCCACGACCUUAGCGCGUGUGAAAAAAUUUUUUAUUUCGAGUUUAUAGAGGAGUAAUGAACAUUUGAAAACGAGAAAAAUGCAAAACACACAUGUUCGAAACAAUGGUAUCGAUCGAUUGAAUUAUAUAAUCAUUUCUUGAUGUUCUUUCGAGUGUUUCCUUAAAAUUCUCCAUGAGUUCGUGCGUAUGUCAAAGAAUGUUUUGUACGAGCGAUCGUUGCAACGUUUUCUUCCUCUAAUGUGUUUUAUCUAAGAUUCUAUUCUAGAGAAAAAUUUUUACUAUUGAUUAAUAUGACUAUCUGCUACAUAAACUAUGCUGUAAAACUUCCAAAAAUAUUGUCUUUAUCUUUAAAAAUAUUAUUUCGUAGAUAUACGGUUAUUUACUUAUUGGUUAAUAUGUACUCCCCAUAUGAUAGAUUUUACUAUAGCUGUCGACCAUGCGUCAUCGCAACAAUUAUAAGUCAAUUUAUACUUUUCGGUAUGGUCGCACGAUGUACGAGUUUUCAUCAGUGAAGGGAUUAGGAAGAAAACACGAAAACGUGCAGAGGAAACAGAAAAAGAAUAUUGCGUCACGUUACGGUGAAAGCUUCGCGAUAAUUAACUUUUCAUAGCUGCACGAACUUUUGAUAUCAAGGAAAGAAUCGCAUCAAUGUGACCUAUUUACCUUUCACAUACGUUACGUCCUUAUUACACCCGCCGAGCAAGACGGACUUGAGUCACGCUACAUACAAACAACAUCUAUAUCAAUGAUUAGUCAUUUCCGCCACGCACUAGUUUCUCCUUGAAGAUCUAAUAACGAUUAACACCUGUGUCAUCAUUGAUGACAGUAUUCACGCAUAAAUGAAAAUUCAUGCG